This is a messenger RNA of Salvelinus sp. IW2-2015, 953 nucleotides long. Its product is annotated as neurabin-2. The record is from RefSeq and is a predicted model, not a curated record. Gene Ontology annotation, cellular component: actin cytoskeleton; cytoplasm; dendrite. Lineage: Eukaryota; Metazoa; Chordata; Actinopteri; Salmoniformes; Salmonidae. Gene Ontology annotation, molecular function: actin filament binding. Gene Ontology annotation, biological process: calcium-mediated signaling; neuron projection development; actin filament organization.
UGGCAGGUGUUCACCACGUACUCCAACGAGGACUACGACCGGCGUAAUGAUGACGUGGACCCCAUGGCGGCGUCGGCUGAGUACGAGCUGGAGAAAAGGGUGGAGAGACUGGACCUCUUCCCUGUGGAAUUAGAGAAAGAUGGGGACGGUCUGGGGAUCAGCAUCAUCGGCAUGGGUGCCGGGGCUGACAUGGGUCUGGAGAAACUGGGCAUCUUCGUCAAGACGGUCACUGACGGAGGAGCUGCGCACCGAGAUGAAAGGAUCCAGGUGAAUGACCUGAUCGUGGAGGUGGACGGGACCAGUUUGGUGGGCGUGACCCAGGCCUUUGCUGCCUCCGUCCUCAGGAACACCACCGGCACUGUCAAGUUCAUGAUUGGACGAGAGAAGCCAGGCGAACAGAGCGAGGUGGCCCAGCUGAUCCAACAGACCCUGGAGCAGGAGCGCUGGCAGAAAGAGAUGAUUGAGCAGCGCUACAGCCAGUACAUGGAGGAAGACGAGGAGACAGGUGAGUAUGCCACGGACGAGGAGGAGGAGAUGAGCCCCAUGUUCCCCAACGCCAUAGAGGUGUUUGACCUGGCGGAGAAUGAGGACAUGCUCUCCCCUAUGGAGAUGGACCCUGAGAAACUGGCCCACAAGUUCAAAGAGCUUCAGAUAAAGCAUGCGGUCACUCAGGCUGAGAUUCAACAGCUGAAGAGAAAGCUGGCGCAUGCAGAGCAGGACAAGCUGCGCUGGCGCAUGGAGCGUGCCCAGCUGGAACAGAGUGUUCGGGAGAACAAGGAGCGCAUGGAGAAGCUGGAGGGCUACUGGAUGGAGGCCCAGAGUCUGUGUCAGGCGGUGGACGAACACCUGAAGGAGACACAGGCCCAGUACCAGACCCUGGAGCGCAAGUACAGCAAGGCCAAGCGCCUCAUCAAGGAAUACCAGCAGAAGUAAGGCUGAUAAAUAAAGAGGAU